CAGCCUGGGCGUCGCCACUCGCCACUCCGCCAAGCCAGCCCCAAGACUCCAAAGAGCAGCCAGCCAGCCGCCGCACGGACGGACGGCGCCUCCGGGUCUAGCUAGGGUUUCUGUUCCGCUUCUUCUCCCCGCACGCGAAGCAGGGCGCAGCGUUGAUGGCAACGGCACCGGCGCCGGCGCCCGCGGACCCGAAGGCGGAGGCCGCCAAGAUGGACCUCCUGGAGGACGACGACGAGUUCGAGGAGUUCGAGAUCGACCAAGAAUGGGACAACAAGGAAGAAGGCAAUGAAGCUGUCCAGCAGUGGGAGGAUGACUGGGAUGAUGAUGACGUUAAUGAUGAUUUCUCGCAGCAGCUGAGGAAAGAACUGGAGGGAACCCAGAAGAGCUGAAGUGUUUUCUUCUGUAGUAUAAAUGUUACUUUUGUAUGGCCGUUACUUUCUGAACCUCUGUGUGCUUCAGACAGUUAUGGGUGUGCUUCUGGGAGCACCACCUAAUUUGCGGAAUAUUUCUACAUGAAAGUUUAUGGUCGUGCUAUAGUUUCCAUAAUAUCGGUGAAUUUCUAUAUGAACUGUAUGAUACCAGAAAGUAUAGGAACAUGCGGCAAUUUGCCCUACUUUCUUUCUUUUGGAGAAAAAAA
Messenger RNA from Panicum virgatum (switchgrass), 637 nucleotides. RefSeq names its product protein DELETION OF SUV3 SUPPRESSOR 1(I)-like. Lineage: Eukaryota; Viridiplantae; Streptophyta; Magnoliopsida; Poales; Poaceae. The coding region runs from base 156 to 389 and encodes 77 amino acids. Gene Ontology annotation, biological process: double-strand break repair via homologous recombination; mRNA export from nucleus; proteasome assembly. Gene Ontology annotation, cellular component: proteasome regulatory particle, lid subcomplex; proteasome complex. The transcript is spliced from 3 exons. The record is from RefSeq and is a predicted model, not a curated record.